Durotheca rogersii is the source of this 3298-nucleotide messenger RNA. RefSeq names its product HbrB-like protein. Gene Ontology annotation, cellular component: TORC2 complex. Bases 477 to 3035 code for a protein of 852 amino acids. Gene Ontology annotation, biological process: TORC2 signaling. The record is from RefSeq and is a predicted model, not a curated record. Lineage: Eukaryota; Fungi; Ascomycota; Sordariomycetes; Xylariales; Xylariaceae. The transcript has a single exon.
UACUUGGGGUACCUGCUGCACAUAACCUCCUCCUAUCCUUAGGAGGUACCUACACCCAACCUAUCUAGGUACCUCCAGAUGUCAUGUACAUCUCACCAUCCUGGGGUUUAUCUUUCUCCAUGGAGGAACCAUCCAACCUGCCUCCUCCCUACUACUACAUUCCCUACCGUCGCCGACAAGAUUCACCCGACCUGUCCUCCGCCUCUGCACCGCUGCGAUCUCGGCGAUACGAAUCAAGUUCGGCGGAUCGCGAAACGACGCCUUGCCUCCGUGCGCUGCCUACAACUAGCUACCCGACAAGCUACCCAAGCUACCUUGGGAACGCAUUGUAUAUACAUACAGCGACAAAUCAGAAACCAGGGUGGAGCCGAUCACAUAUAUCGCAGGGUUGGCACAAGAUGUAACGGAGCUGGGCUGGGAACUCGGACGUUUCGAUCACACACGCACGCACGCAGGCGCGCGCGCGCGCGGACACAAUGCAGCGAUCCCAACCGAGAGCCCCGGGCAGCUUCUCGCCUCUGCCCGGCUCUGUUUCUUCCACUGCCGCUGCCGCUGCCGCUUCCGCUGCCCCUUCGCGACCUCAGAUCCGCAGGAUAGAAUCCUCCUCUAGCGACGAUACCAUCUCCCUACCCAAGACUAGAGGCCCCUCUACCUCUGGUGGCCUCGCCGGUGGCUCAUCCCUUACCAGCAGCCCGCAAAACUUCUCCCGUCCCAACAGAACCAAUAACGACCUUCCCUCCGCCAGAACCGCUUCGCCCCUGACUCUCCCGCCUGCGCGCGUCGGCCACGUCAGGAAGCACUCCCAAACUCAAGGCCUCUUCGAACCCACGCUGCCCUCCACGAGCACAUCCAACCUCUCCCAAGUCGCCAUGGCCCAGCCGCAGCCCGGCGCGCUUUCGGCCAGCCAGAUAGCCGCCCAGGCCGCCAUGCAGCACCAGCAGCACAGCCGCCACCGAUCACAGACCGUUCCCUUCCCUGGGAGUGAUGCCCACGAUGCUGCCAAGAGGCCGGGCCCCAAACCUGGUCCCGGCCCCCGAAGCCCUCCCAUGCUGAGCCUGACCGAGGCGAGUGGCCCGCGAGAUAACGGCUUUGGCUCCCAGGGAUAUCAUAACGGCCUGCUCGGCAGCCAUGCCGCCGCCGCCGCCACCGCCGCCGCCAAUGUUGUCUUCCCGAGAUCUCCUCAAACCUCGCCAGGUUUGCCGCCGCCAGAUCAGCCCGUACCGCCCCCUGUAGCGAUACCAGAGAAGCCCGCAAAGGCAGAGAAGUCCAAGGUAAAGCUUUUCUCUCGGCCAAAGAAGAUCGAGACCAAGGGCGACGCGAAGGAUCGACCCCUUCCGAGUCCGGGAAAGAUUGGUUCUGCUCUGGCCUCUCUACAACGCGCCAACUUUAGUACCACUAGUCUCGCCGAUUCGCAGUCCUUCUACAGUUUGGGGAACUCGUCUGCCGUGACUAUUCGACCUGGCGACGCGACCACGGGGGGGGAAGGUAAGGAGAAGGACAAGGAACGCAGGCACCACUUCCUAUCUCGUCAGAAGCAUAAGUUGAGCAGUAAAGACGACUACCACCUACUCCUGUCCUCUGCUGCUAGCAACUCGCGGCCUGUCGACCCGAGUGCGCCGUCGAGCCUGUACAGCUUCCACCUGCCGCCGAGUCCCGGCCCCAAUAACAAUUUCGGGAAAAGCGUGAGCGGCCUCGAUUUGCGGCAUGGGGGGCGCGCACUACGCGAGAAGAGGAAAGAUGACGGCAACGAAUUGUCUUUCGGCCCUGGUGCUGAAUGGUCCGGGCCUGGCAGUCUCGGGUCCAACACACCCUCAUAUCUCCUCGACCCCCUCGACUUUGGUAAAUAUGGUCUUCAUAACAUGUCCCUUGACGAUGCCUGGCCGUAUCUGAGGGGGAAGCUCCUCGUCAUAUUCGAGGGGGAGGAUCUGCGCCUGCCGGUAGAGGAUUUCAACCGUGUUGUUGUCAUGCAUAUCCAACACUGCAUCCAGCGUCGGUCGGCCUAUAUCAUCAUCGACGACCUGCGGGAUUUGCUGUCGACCGGCUUCUCCUCCCUCGACCACACGUUACGCAAGACUCCCGAGGAUAGGCUGAUCCCUGCGCUAGUCGAGCUGUGGAUCUUUACGUUUACGAGCAUUCUGCCUUACAUCCAGGCCGUCUUCCUGCCUUUGGAUUUGGAGUUUUCUGGCUCCGGGUCCCUCUUAACCCCCGAGAAGGCACGGGACUUCUGGGGAGGCGUAGUAGCUAGCUCUCCGGGGCCGAAUCCCGAGCAGCCCCACGUAUCCCCUGCUUCCGCCGUCCUAGACGUUCGGCGACUCGUCCUCAUAGCCUACCGCGACCACUUGAUCAUACCCCGAUACGAGAAGCUCAAGACCAUCUUCUCCCGGCUGUCCCUCGAACAUCUGCCGUCUUCCCUCGCCUCGCUCGCCUUGGCGUCGCCGCCGCUGCUGAACGAGAACGUGGCAGCCCUCUCGACGUCGCCGGUCGACGGGUUCUCCGGACGGCCGGGGACGGCCAUGUCGCUGGACCCCAGCGUCGCCAGCUACAAUUCCAACUCGACGACGGUCUUCGGCAACGACUCGAACCCGUCGCGGAGCCGCGCGAUCAGCAACGUAUCCUUUGGCAGCGGCGUGUCUGAGCCGGCCUCGGCGGGCGCCGGAAGUCUGCUCAGGCCCUUCACGCCGCAGACGAGGGACGGCGGCGGCGACCGGGGCGGCAGGGACGCGCUCGGCAGCUUGCGCGAGCAGAACGUCGAGGACAGCAAGCAGGUGACGGAGAUGGUGGGCCGCAUGCUCCAGUGCAUGAGCGUGCUGGCCAGCGUCGACGCCGGCGCCAACGCGGUAGGGGCCGACGACGGGAGCAAGAUGGUGGCGGAGCUGGGCCGGCUGCUCAAGCUGAACUGGUUGGGCAGGGGGCGGACGGGCAGGAACCGGAGGGGCAUGGUGGGGGGAAGGGUCAAGAGGCACGAAAACAACAAUUCUAUCGGCCACCUGAGCCCGAGGGAGGGGAUACACGAAGGCGUCGAGGUGGCUUCAUGAGGGCUCGCAGUGUACGAGAGCGGUGCGGCUAUACAGACAAACCUGAAGUGGUCUUUUGGGCAUCUAGUCACAAACCGGGUUGGUAUAGGAUCUGUCACGGACAUAGGUUACGAGGAAAACGCCGGCUAGGAGUUUUAAGGGGACUGUUGAUUGCGAAUAUAUCUCUAUCUAACGAUACGGAGUUUGACCACGCAACGGUUCAUGUUACUCAUCGCGAAACGCGAUCGACGGUAGCUGAUGGCCCGAGGGUGCGGUUGAAAUAU